AUGUAUGCAUUUACUCUAUUUCUAAGAAUUCUGUUCUUGGGUUUCGCAUUGCCAAGCUUAUCAAAUGAGUAAACUUGCCCUACUUAGAUAUUUCCAAUUAUGAUAGGAGGAGCUAUUGGUGACACCUAUUUCGUGGAUUUGAAAGAGGAUAAGGAGAACAAUUAUUAUGUAGCUGGCUUAACUAAUGAUGAUUAGUAUAUGCAAGUGGCCCCCGAUCUGUCUGAUUACUACCCUUUUGUCAUUAAAAUAGGCAUUGCAAAUGUAUAGCAUUGGAAUCAUAUUCUAAAAGACGACCCUUUAUCUGGAUUAGCAUAUUUUUUUGGUAUUUGUUCUGUAUCAGACUUAGAGACGCCAUUUCUUGGAUAAAUCAAUUAUGAAUAAUAAAUCGUUUUAGGUAUUGCACUUUAAAAUUCAAUCUCUGUAGAUGACUUUGAUAUUUUUACUGAAUUGGAUAAUGAAAAGACAAGCAUUAUUCUUAGCAUGAAUGUAGUAGAUCAACUGGAAGCUUCAUAUCAGAUUGGGUGGGUUUAAAUAAAUCAAGGCAUUGUUAAUUUAUAAACAACAAAUUUGAACCUUCAAAUUUCGAUUCCAAUAUUCUUCAUAGGUCUAAAGAUAUUAAGUUUAAACGAAGCAUAAGUUUUAAUCACAGAUGGGAAAAUGCUGUUUUUUAUAUUUAUAACUAAGGAAAGUAGAACUAUAACAGAAAAUUAAAUAUUCCCAGGACUUUCAAGUAAAAAUUCAAUUUCUAAAGCAUUUUAUUCAAGUAGAUUAGGAUUUAUUGCCAUUGGAGGAUUUAUUUCACUAUAUAACUGUGACGAAAUGAACCAGGACUUAAGGAUAAAUAAUCAGGUUGGAAUUUUGUAUCCUUUUAAUGAGACCUAUAGAGCAGCAGGCAAUGAUUAACUUAUUCUCCUAACAAAUUAGCUUCUAGGAUUUUAAAAUGCUACAUUAGAUAUAUCUUAAGUUAAUAUUGAAGCUUAAGAUUUAACUGAUUCGUUCAAAUAUUUUACCACUGUAAAAUGA
Messenger RNA from Stylonychia lemnae, 1023 nucleotides. The record is from the annotation of a GenBank genome assembly. NCBI's taxonomy places the organism in Eukaryota, Ciliophora, Spirotrichea, Sporadotrichida, Oxytrichidae.